Molecule: messenger RNA, 890 nt
Organism: Mangifera indica (mango)
Lineage: Eukaryota; Viridiplantae; Streptophyta; Magnoliopsida; Sapindales; Anacardiaceae
Product: translationally-controlled tumor protein homolog
Exons: 5
Coding region: 131-637 (168 amino acids)
Cellular component (GO): cytoplasm
Molecular function (GO): calcium ion binding
Source: RefSeq, a predicted model, not a curated record
UAAGCCUAUAUAAAGCCGCUGUCCAGUUUUCUCUCACCCUUUCACUCUCUCACAACCGCAGCGUCUCUCUCUCCGCUGCUGCUCCGUCGAUUUAUUUUCUCGUUCGAUCUCAGAGGGAGAGACUGCAAUCAUGUUGGUCUACCAGGAUCUUCUCACAGGUGACGAGCUACUCUCCGACUCCUUUCCAUACAAGGAAAUCCACAAUGGUGUGCUUUGGGAAGUUGAGGGCAAGUGGGUUGUUCAAGGAGCAGUUGAUGUAAACAUUGGCGCUAAUCCUUCUGCUGAAGGUGCUGAUGAGGAUGAGGGUGUUGAUGACCAAGCUGUUAAGGUGGUUGACAUUGUUGACACAUUCAGGCUCCAGGAACAACCUGCUUUUGAUAAGAAGCAAUUUGUCACAUACGUGAAGAGGUACAUCAAGUUGUUGACACCCAAGCUAGAAGGAGAGAAGCAAGAGGAGUUCAAGAAAAACAUUGAGGGAGCAACUAAGUUCUUGCUCACAAAACUCAGUGACCUUCAAUUCUUCGUUGGUGAGAGCAUGCAUGAUGAUAGUUCCCUGGUGUUUGCCUACUACAAGGAUGGUGCCACUGACCCAACAUUUCUGUAUUUUUCCCAUGGUUUGAAGGAGGUGAAGUGCUAAAAGGUUGGGCAGCUGGCUUUAAAGAUGAAGUGCUUGCUGUAAUUCUAGUUUUAUUUAUUGCCUGCCCUUUUCCUAGUGUUACCUCUCUAAUGGUUAGACUUGAGGUAUUGGGUCUGCUUAUUUGCGUUAAUUGUGGGUUUCAGUUUCUAUUUAUUGUGUUUUAUGUUUUGGUUGACUGGGCAAAUAACAACGUAUGUGUAUUGCGUUCUUCAAUUUUGCCAAUGCCAAUUUAUGAAUUUUGUUAUUACCGAUA